AUGACCUAUCUGUGGACAAUAGYYAUGUCAAUUGAGAUCAUUUCAAAGGAUAAACUUGAUAUCAAGUUGAUGAAUUUUUACCACAAGCCUGGUUUAGUACUACUCGACAGUUUGGUCAAGAGAGUUGAAGCUACCGAUGUUWCAUCGUGUCAGGUUCAUUGUGUYAAUCACCAAUCUUGCUUGUCUGUUAACUUUGGYAAARAGKCGAAYCAAACAUUUUGUGAGUURAACAACUCGACGAGUUUGGCGAAGCCAGUAAAGAUGAGAAGGCGCAGAGGGUUUGACUUUUACGGUCCGGCUGAUCCGUGUUUUUCAAAUCCAUGUCUGAAUGGAGGGACCUGUACAUCCAACCUGGCGGCCCCAGGCUCUUACAAGUGUGACUGUGGCCAUCAAGCCGCUCUCCUUCCCUACGUGAAUGGCCAUUGUGAAAUCGAUAAAGCAAUCAGAAAUAAGAUCACUGGAAAUGAAGUGGUAUUCAAUGGUGUAUUUCAUGUAGGGUAUAAGUCAGCCGGUUAUUGCUGGAAUUACUUUGAUGCUAAGAGAGUUUGUGAAAUGUUUGGAGCUGGCUUGGCAAAUUUGCAGCAGCUAACAGCAGCUUGGAAGAUUGGCUUCGACAUGUGUAGCUUUGGAUGGCUGGUUGAUGGUUCAAUGAGGUUCCCUAUCUUCUAUCAACGUAGCACAUGUGGUUGUGGAUGUGGCUCGCCAAGCAUUAGAGGAAGUCCAAAAUUAAAAGACAAAAUGAAUGGCAAAUUCACUGGCUUUUGUUACAAGGAAACAGACAGGUGCAACGAGGUAGACUGGCACCAACAUGACAAAAAAUGCUACAAGUUUUUCCUGGAUUCCAGUGCUUCCUGGAAUGAUGCAACUGCCACAUGCGCACAAGAAGGUGGUGUGCUUGGAUCGAUGACAUCCAAGGCAAAGCUUCUCUUUGUUAAAGACUUUGUAGAAAGGCAGAAAAACUCACUUGAACAAAUCAUGGUUGGACUUCGAAAGGAUUCAGAGGGAAUAUGGAGGUGGAAUGACGGGAAGUCUGUUGAUUCAUCCUUGUGGAAGAUCACUCAGCCAAGCGGACCAAUAGGAACGGUCGACGUACGAUCAACGUCACUUAAUAACGUACCUGAGAAUUAUAAGCUGCCGUUUGUUUGUCAGAAACGGAUAUUCAGGAAUAAUCUCUUAACAAUUAGAAACGAAGACCGAAUGGGCCUACGGUUCAAUAGCCCACUAGACCAAAGGGAUCCGUGUUUUUCAAAUCCAUGUCUGAAUGGAGGGACCUGUACAUCCAACCUGGCGGCCCCAGGCUCUUACAAGUGUGACUGUGGCCAUCAAGCCGCUCUUUUUCCGUACAUUAAUGACCAUUGUGAAAUCGAAUCAAUUGCAAGUAAACUCACUUCUGGAUAUCGAUUUGUCUACAAUGGUGUGUUUCAUGUAAGGCAUAAGUCAGGCGGUUCUUGCUGGAAUUACUUUGAUGCUAAGAGAGUUUGUGAGAUKUUUGGAGCUGGCUUGGCRAAUAUACAGCAACUUACAGCGGCUUGGAAGAUAGGAUACGACGUGUGCAAUUGGGGUUGGUUGGUCGAUGGUACAUUGAGGUACCCCAUCUUUCGCAAGCGUAUCCACUCCAAUUGUGGACCUGCAAACAUACCAGGCAUUAGAGGAGAUACAAAGCCGAAAGACAAAAUGAUUUCCAAAGCAACUGCUUAUUGCUAUAAGGAAACGGACAGGUGCAACGAGGAGUACUGGUACCAACAUAACAACAAAUGCUACAAGUUCUUUCUGGAUUCCAGAGCUUCCUGGAAUGAUGCAACUGGCAYAUGCGCACAAGAAGGAAGUGUGCUUGGAUUGAUAAAAACCAAGGAAAGRCUCCUCUUUGUGAAAGAUAUUGCUGAAAAACAGAAAAGCUCUCAUGAACAAAUUAUGGUUGGACUUCGCAAGGAUUCAAAAGGAACCUGGAAAUGGAAUGAUGGKACGUUUGUUGAUUCAUCCUUGUGGAACGUUACUCAGCCGAGCGGACCAAUAGGAACGGUCGAUGUACGAUCAACGUCACUUAAUAACGUACCUGAGAAUGAUAAGCUGSCGUUUGUUUGUCAGAAAGACAUUCAGGAAUGACCGCGUAGCUACUGA
Exaiptasia diaphana is the source of this 2118-nucleotide messenger RNA. RefSeq lists its product as uncharacterized. The record is from RefSeq and is a predicted model, not a curated record. The transcript has 11 exons. NCBI's taxonomy places the organism in Eukaryota, Metazoa, Cnidaria, Anthozoa, Actiniaria, Aiptasiidae. Gene Ontology annotation, molecular function: transmembrane signaling receptor activity; hyaluronic acid binding. Gene Ontology annotation, biological process: cell adhesion. Bases 1 to 2103 code for a protein of 700 amino acids. Gene Ontology annotation, cellular component: plasma membrane.